UGUGAUCGAAAUAAAUCUACAAUCAAAGUGUUCGUGUUAAGUGUCUUCAAGUGAAUUAAAGGUUUCAAGAUGGCUUUUGCAGCGGCGCGUAUGAUCCUUAAGGAUAAGAGGAGGAAGGCUUCCAAGGAAGAUUUUAGAGAUCCAAGAAAUAGAAGCAAGGCCCGGAGCGCUAGCACCAGUAGCUUUAGGAGUGUAAGUCAGGCCAGAAACAAGCCCGCAGACGGUGGUGGACACGUCAAUCAGAAAAACGCCGCGGGACAAAAAGCAACGCCUCCAUGUCAAAAAGGUGCAUCUACAAAAGGUGGUCCAAAAACACCAGUGAAACCAUCAGCGCAGAAGGGAGCAGCGAAGACAGCACCACCGAAACAGGCGGCGGCAGCUGGAGUGAAGACGCCACAAGGAAAGAAGAAAAAGGGCCAUAAGCAUCAGCAAUACGAGCUGAUCGUCACAAUUAACUUGUCAGAAUAUGGCCUUACAGAGGAACAAGUCGCAGAAUUCAAGGAAGCCUUCAUGCUGUUCGACAAAGACGAAGAUGGUACCAUCACGAUGGCUGAGCUGGGAGUUGUAAUGAGAUCACUGGGACAGAGACCGUCAGAGACUGAAUUACGAGAUAUGGUUAAAGAAGUGGAUCAAGAUGGCAAUGGAACGAUUGAAUUUAAUGAGUUCCUUCAGAUGAUGUCUAAGAAAAUGCGCGGAGCAGAUGGCGAAGAUGAACUCAGAGAGGCUUUCAGGGUAUUUGACAAGAACAACGACGGGCUAAUAUCCUCAGUAGAGCUUAGACACGUCAUGACCAACCUCGGUGAGAGACUUAGCGAAGAAGAAGUUGAUGAUAUGAUACGUGAGGCUGACCUUGAUGGUGAUGGCAUGGUCAAUUACGAUGAGUUCGUGACAAUAUUGACGUCGAAAAACUAGUAUGCAGAGGAACAACCCAAGAGAGAUCGUUCCCCACCGCGUCAGUGUCCGUAUCCGGAACUAACCGAGCUUGGCGGGAAAGAAACUCUCAUUUAAAUGAGUCAGUGUAAACUCAGUUUGGAAGUGUUGUUCUUUACGCCUCAGGGAGUGAAUUAACUGUUAAUGUGAAACGAAACGCCUAAUCUCCCAACGAAGUUUUAGUUGCAUGACGUGAGAUACGAACGGCCUUUGUGGAUGUACCUUUUAUAUGUGCCGUGAACUGUAACCUAUAUUAUAAUUUAUUUAUCGUGUCGUAUA
Vanessa atalanta (red admiral) is the source of this 1209-nucleotide messenger RNA. RefSeq names its product calmodulin-A-like. Gene Ontology annotation, cellular component: myosin II complex. The transcript is spliced from 9 exons. The record is from RefSeq and is a predicted model, not a curated record. Gene Ontology annotation, molecular function: calcium ion binding; enzyme regulator activity. NCBI's taxonomy places the organism in Eukaryota, Metazoa, Arthropoda, Insecta, Lepidoptera, Nymphalidae. The coding region runs from base 70 to 912 and encodes 280 amino acids.